GAACGCAAGAUGCGAAGUCCUUAACGGACUCGGAACUCGGGACUCGGGACUCUCCAUUCUCGAGAGUCGGGACUCGAAGGAGGAAGGAAGGAAGGGAGCGGAACGUUCGGAGGACACUACAGUCCCGUACAGGUAGUAGAGUACCCUGGACUCAAGUGUCGAAAGCUCGGUCGGCAUUUUUAAGAGUUCAAGUGAGUGGCACUGUAUUUUCCUGCUUUUCCGAAAUUCGGGUCUCUCGAUUGCAACGCAGUCUAACGCACGCCCGCCCGCACGCACGCAUGGAAUCAAACGAGUUCUGGCGGGAAGGGGAGCGAUUGGUGCAAUUGAAGCCCAAGAGGACGAGAGAGGGGUCGAGAGAGGGCAUGGGGGAUGCCAAUUCUUGUAGCAAAUAAUUGGAGUUCCGAAAUCUCUCUCUCCCAACUGUUGUUGCUCUCCUUUGAGAUUGUGCUCCUACUACUCUGCUCGUCGUGGAUCACGGCAGUCAUGCGUUCGGAGCUUCAGAUGUCGAGGAAAGGAGGGAGGGAGGGAGGAGGAGGACUUGGAGUUUUACCACUCCACUCCAGGAAGGGUUUUAUAAUCGUGUACUGUGGUGUCAUGUGCUGUGUCUGAACUUUUGGCUUCGGAUGUCGUCGACUCGCGAACCAAUAAAUGAAUGUGAGUAUUUUGCAUGUGAAGUCCAUGCCUGUGGGCUCCUCCGAUGAGGUUCAAACACUGCUGCUGAAGUUGCUGCUGCUGCUACGAGGGAGGGAUUGAAUGCGUUGUUGACCCGCCAACACGUGCCGACGAUUGUUUUCCACGACGAUCGAUCCAAGAUCGACUUCGAAGGCUACGGUAGGCACCAUUCAACGUUCUCGAAUCGCCAUAAGUCAACUGGCCCGUAGCAAUUUUGCUCACGAGCACAUGCGCUACGACUUCCGUCGCUCUUCUUCUUCUUCUUCUUCUUCAUCGAUUUCAGUUUUCCUCUACUCUAUUCGUGGAGCGACGACUGCACAAGAGGGCGACCGGAAGUCGCUGAUCUUCAUCGAUCUUAGCUUUUCCUCCUCCUCUGGUCUCGUUGCUCCACGACCGCUGCAGAGGAAUCAGCCAGAAAAUCGAUGCUUCAUGGAGAGGCCCAAGGCGGCAUCUAUCUUCUACCGAUGCUCGAAAGCGUCAACAGUGAUCUGCAGCGACUGUGCCGAGGAAUUUCCCAUGUAUGAAAUCGUC
Molecule: messenger RNA, 1203 nt
Organism: Marchantia polymorpha subsp. ruderalis
Lineage: Eukaryota; Viridiplantae; Streptophyta; Marchantiopsida; Marchantiales; Marchantiaceae
Source: the annotation of a GenBank genome assembly